UUCAUGCGCCCAUGAUCCUUUUCUGUCACUCGGCAGUCGACAGUACCCAGAGGAAGGGACGCUAGCUAGUUGUGACAGUGCUCUAGUCUAGCCAUACAGGAGCAAAAAAAAAAACAACUUCGAGACGGAGACAAGAAAUGUUCAAGUUCACCCGCCAUUCUCAACGACAGGCUACGUGCUAUUUCCUCCCCGCCAGCCCCGUAACCAGGAAAAACGCGUCUGCUAUCGUUAAUUUAGCCCCAAAUCCACCUGCCAGCACCAGUCCUCGCCACCUCUGGAGGACUUAACAUGGGCCUUACAGGACAGGGACUUAAUAGCUGAAGUACUGGACGUUGCGUGUCCUACAGGCCUUCGCCCUAAAUGUCAAACUACUUUGAAAACUUUCAGUAUUCACUUGAGAGAGUGAGAGAGAGCUUACUGGGUCAUUGGAUCACCGGAAAUAUUAUCAUUGAAGGCAUCAAAGACAAAUACUAAACCAACAAAUCAGUUCAGAGUACUUCCUGUGGCUGAAAUGCACAGAGCCAGCAGGCUUCCAGCAAACCAGCAACGCUGCUGUUGUGCAGCAACUCCACGAUCGCAUUGUUUACACCAGGGACCAGCUGAUUGCGCUGAAGCCGGCCGGCACUGCGACCACAACAACGGACAUCCCCACAGAAAUCGGGGGGAGGACACACAGAGGAGGCGGGGGAGGAACAAAGAGGCGAAGUAAGAAAUUUGUGUCCAGGCCACAGAAACUGACGGAGAGGAGUGUGUCUUCCAUCUGUCUUCAUGGGCAACGUGAGAUCAUUUAUAAGAUGGAUGAGCCAGUGGCCCUAGAGAGGAAAACUACACUAAACUAACGGAAAAAUGUCCGUGAAUGUAGUGUUAUGUGUUUCACAGACACAUGGCUACAGGAAGAUGCUUUGGAUCCAAUCGUUACCGUUGAUGGCUUUCAGACGGGUCAGGCGGACAGGAAAAGGAACAUUAUUGCAGCCCGGACACUGAACUGUAAGCCGUGGGGCUACGUCCAUACUACAUAUCUAGAGCGUUCUCACACGCCCUCUUGGUUGUUCUUUACAUCCACUCCGCCGCUAACCCGGGUACCGCGUGACAUCUGCUCUGUUGCUGCCAGACUCCAGGCCAUGAUCUCCAGGGACUUCAGCUGGACAAGACUCUGCACAAUUUCACUCUGUUGUGAACUGCACUACCAGAGGAGACAGGACCCUGGACCGGCUGUAUGCUAACGUUAAAGAGCUGGAUGCUUGGCGAAGCAUGGUGGUGAAGAUGGUUAGAACGCACUUAAUGGGGCCACUGUCAUGGUGCCGGGUCAAAUGGCCGAGUAUAAUGGGAACAGGAGUCCUUUAUCUGCUGCUGCUAUCAACCUGUCUCGGGCAAGACACAGAAGAUUGGCAGUAUGAGGAAUGUAAACUGUCUCGGUCGGGUCCUCCUGCUACCAUCGUUGCCAUAGAUGAAGAAAGCCCCAAUGGGACGUUGUUGGUGGAGAACAUGCAGAUAAAUGGCAUGGCAGAGGGUCCGGACCGUACCAUAUCUCUUUCUCUAAGGGAUAAUCACGACUACUGGGUGAUUCUUGACCCUUCCAAACAAGCCCUGUACCUCAACAGCACCGGACGAGUCCUGGACAGAGAUCCCCCCUCGUAUAUUCAGUCCAUUGUGGUCCAGGUUCAGUGUACCAACGAGCUGAUAGGCACAGUGAUUUUACACGAGGUCCGCAUCGUUGUUCGAGACCGUAACGACAAUGUGCCACGUUUCCAGCAGCCAAGAUACUAUGUCGCUGUUAGUGAGCUGACGCCAGUAGGAACAACUAUCUUCUCUGGUUUCUGGGGGAACAAUGGGGCGACAGACAUUGAUGACGGUCCCAACGGCCAGAUAGAGUAUACGAUCCAGUACAACCCAAAAGACCCGACAGCCAACAGAACCUUUGACAUCCCUCUGACACUGUUUGGCUCCGUCGUUCUAAGAGAAAGACUCAACUAUGAGGAGAUAACACGGUACCUAGUCAUCAUACAGGCCAACGAUCGAGCCCCCUACCCUAGUGAGCGCCGCACUGCCACCACCACUCUAACUGUGGAUGUACUGGAUGGUGACGACUUGGGUCCCAUGUUUCUACCAUGUAUGCUGGUGGGAAACACCCGUGACUGUAGUCCCAUCACGUAUAGGGCUAAUUUACUGGAGCUCACAGAGCCGAAUAAGGUGAAUCCCCUCAAUGUGACUCCACCCAUACAAGCUGUGGACCAAGACAGAAACAUACAACCUCCCUCUGACAGGCCAGGAAUCUUGUACUCCAUCCUCAUUGGCAAACCAGAGUCCUAUGCAGAAUAUUUCAGCUUAAACAGAACCACAGCGGAGCUCCUGCUUCUAAAGCCCAUCGACAGGGAACUCUACCGCAGAUUUGAUCUGGUUAUCAAGGCAGAACAGAACAAUGGCCACCCCCUCCCAGCUUUUGCCAACCUACAAAUCGAAAUUCUGGAUGAAAACAACCAGGCACCCUACUUCCUGGAGACCAGUUACCAUGGCUACGUUAGUGAAGCAUCACCAGUGGGAACCACCAUAGCGACUGAUGUCAGCCUGUCUGCACCACUGGCCAUCAUUGCUCUGGAUAACGAUGUGGAGGAGAGCAGGGAUCCUCAGCUCCAGUUCUCAUUGGACAGUUAUUCGAAUGUUUUCUCUGCGUCUGCUACUGGAAUCAGAAGAUAUCUCACCCUGGUGCAGCCACUGGACAGAGAGACACAAGACUCCUAUACAUUCACGCUUUUAGCAUCAGAUGGCGUCCAGCAGAGCACUCCGGUAACUGUUACGAUAACAGUAUUGGACGCUAACGACAACACACCGACUUUUGCUAAUGUCUCUUAUAAUGUCAACCUGUUUACUGAUAUGAUGCCUGGAGAAACUGUGUUACAGCUGUCAGCAGUAGAUUUUGAUACAGGUCCCAAUGGUCAAGUCACCUACCGAAUCUUAGCUGGUGCCCAGGGAGACUUUCUUAUUGGAAACAGCACCGGGGUCAUUACUGCGGCACCAGGUAUGGCGCUCACUGUGGGACGGAGCUACGCUUUGACUGUAGAAGCCGUGGACAAUGGGCCUGAACCUCAUAGAAGGUCAUCCAUUACUACCGUCUAUAUUGAAGUUUUGCCCCCAAACAACCAGAGCCCUCCCCGCUUCCCUCUGCAACAAUACAACCUGGAGAUAAGCGAAGCUAUGAGAACUGGAGCUACACUUCUUAAUCUGCAGGCAGUGGAUCGGGAGAUGGACCCCAUCACUUACAAAAUCCACAGUGGAGACCCCCAUGGAUAUUUUUCACUACAGCAGAGUUCAGGGUAUUUGGUUCUGGACAAGCCUCUGGACAGGGAGUCUCUGGAUUAUUAUACCCUGGUGGUCACAGCCUCAGACGGACAGCCAGAUGGGACAUCCACUGCGAUGGUGAACAUUGUGGUGACAGAUGUUAAUGACAAUGACCCACUGUUCGAUCCUUCACUGCCAGUGAACCUCACUGUCACUGAAGAGCAGGAUCAUGCCUACGUUGGACAAGUCAAGGCUACAGACCCAGAUCUGGGGACAAGCGGUCAGGUCCAUUAUCAGCUCGUCAACUACCAGAAGCUCUUUUCAAUCAACGCCACCGGAGCGAUCAGAACCUCUGUGCCGCUGGACAGAGAGGUGAAAGGUCACUACUUUCUGAUCGUUGAAGCCUGGGAUGGGGCAGUGGACCCCCGGCGAUCCAGAUUAAUUCUGUCUGUCACUGUUCUGGAUGUAGACGACAACAGCCCGAUAUUCAGCCAACAAACCUACAAUGUCAACCUACCAGAGAACAGCCCCAAAGAUACCAUCAUAUUACAAUUAAAGGCGAUAGAUGCGGACCUUGGCUCCAACCUCACAUAUCGAAUCAGAACUGAAGGCUCGGACCAGGAGAUCAUUCAGCUAUUCCAUAUUGAGCCAGUAUCGGGGGAGCUUUCGAUUCUGAAGGUCCUGGACUAUGAGGCGCUGAGUGACUCAGAACCCACAUACACGUUCACUGUAGAGGCCUUGGACAGAGAGGGAGCCAUGCCUCCUGGAUUAGCCUCUGUUACUGUCAGAAUAAUGGACAUGAAUGACUUUUCUCCGGUGUUUAGCCAGUCAGUGUACCGAGGCAUGGUUGCCCCUAAUGCUGUCAAGGGAACCAUCGUAACUACAGUGACAGCCAAUGACUUUGACCCUGCGGGUACCCCAGCAGGUCUAGUGCGCUAUAAAGUGGACCAGGAAGCGUAUCCAUACUCUGCCAGUAUAUUUGAUGUAGAGGAACGGACGGGACAUGUGGUUACUAGAGUAAACCUUAAUGAGGAGCCCAACCUCAAGUUCAGUCUGGUGGUGGUGGCCUAUGAUGAUGGUGAACCUGUAAAGGAGAACACAACUCUAGUAGAAAUCACAGUCCUUCAGCCCUCUGUCAUUCCUGUGUUCACCCAGGAAGAAUACAGGUUUCCACCAGUGAGCGAGGAAGCUGCUGUUGGAACCCCAGUGGGAAUCAUCAUGGCAGCUGCUGUCAAUCAAACCAUCGUGUACUCCAUCAUCGAAGGCAACGAGGGAGGGGUGUUCGCAUUAAACGAAACAACAGGGGAGAUCUCCACAGCCAAGCCUCUGGACUACGAGGCCAAUUCCAGCUACGUUCUGAAGGUAGAAGCGGACUCCAUGAGAGUGGUGUCCUCAAACCUGCGAGCUCCCUCGAAGACUAACACAGCCAAGGUGGUGAUUGACAUCCAGGAUGAGAACGACCACCCACCAGUUUUCACCAGAUCUCUUUACAUUGGAGGGGUUGCAGAAGAUGCCAAAACCUUCACUUCGGUCUUGCAAGUACAGGCCAUGGACAAAGACACUGGUAACUACAGUUCGAUGAUGUACCGACUGAUCAUUCCCCCUCCAGCUGGUAAAGACGCGAAAGACAGCAAAAAUGGGUUCGUCAUUGAACCAUACAGCGGUGUAGUGAAGACUGCAAUCAUGUACCGCAACAUGAGGAGGUCGUAUUUUAAGUUUGAGGUGGUUGCUACGGACAACUAUGGUAAAGGACACAGCAGCAAGGCGGAGAUAGUGGUAUCAGUUGUGAACCAGCUGGACAUGCAGGUGGUGGUAUCAAAUGUCCCUCCAACUUAUGUGGAGAAAAACAAAGACAAACUGCUCAGCAUUUUGGAACGCUACGUCCAGGAUCAGAUAGCAGGAGCAAAGGUUGUCGUGGAAACCAUCGGGCCCCAUCGCCAUGGGGAUGGAAUGCAGCAGGAAGACUACACCAAGUCGGACCUCAUGAUUUAUGCUAUCGACCCUCUGACAAAUAGAGCCUUAUCUAGACAGGAACUCUUCAAGUUUCUUGAUGGUAAACUCUUGGAUAUCAACAAAGAAUUCCAACCCUUCCUCCCUCCUGGUGGACGGAUUCUGGAGAUCCGAACUCCUGAAGUGGUGACCAGCGUAAAGAAAGCUGUGCAGACUGUUGGCUACACAGAGGGGGCGCUCUUGGCUCUGGCAGUUAUUAUCAUCAUCUGUUGUGUCCCUGCCAUUCUGAUCGUUAUUAUCACCUACAGACAAUUCAAAGAACGCCAGGCAGAAUGUGCCAAAACAGCCCGUAUCCAGAUGGCACUGCCAACAGGCAAACCUGGGGGAGGCACUGCCAAUAACCUGUAUGAAGAGCUGGGUGACAACGCCAUGCGUGGAUAUGGACAACAAGAGACACAACAACUUCUGCGACCUUCUCUGCUCAGACCAGAGGAGUUAUCAAUGGAAUCUGGCAUCGACCCCGGCCAGGACUACUACACACAGGAUUAUUACAACUAUGAUCAUGGGUAUGACCUUCCUCAGUAUGGCAGUCGCAGGAAGCUGAUCUCACCCUCUGGCCUCUACGAUGAAUAUGGAGAAGUUGUAGUGGAUGAUGAAGGCAGCUACUACUACAGCCCACAGGAGUCUGACGGAGAGCAUGGCAGUAGAAAACGUCGGAUCAAGUUGGUGUUGGACCGAGAGUACGAGACCAGCUCCACUGGCGAGGACAGCAUGCCCGAAACCCAACGCAGCCGCCUAUCCUCCAACCUCAACAGCCACGCUAACGUUAACGGCAGCAUCUACAUGGCCCAGAAUGGCUCCAUCAUCCGCACCCGACGUUCAGUAAAUGCCACAGGUCCCACUCACGCACACACCACCACGAACAACAACCUCAAACUUGCCUCCCCCAUCUUCAGCUCACGGCUGGCAAAGCACUUCAAAAAACUAGACAAAAUGGCUGCAACCUUGGAGGAAAGAGUACCCCUGAACAACCCCAGAACGGCAACGGACGGUGGGUGCAACAUGCUGCGCACCUUCCAAAGCUCGGGAAUGGCUUCGACAGCCACUUCCUCUCUGUCUAACACCGACAACAACAAAACGCUGAAUGUGUUGAACACUCGACAAUCCAACCUUUCUUUAGGGUCGACCAGCACCAGCAACACGGGCCCUGAAAGUGCAGCGUCUAAAUCAAACCUGCUCAAAGCCGCGCAGGGCGGCGCAGAGCAGCAGCCUCCGAGCACAGCGGAGGGAGAUGAGUUGAAAGAUGGCGAGAGAGAGUCGAAUGUAGACGGCAGUAAUGAAGAGGACGACGAUGGACUCGUUAUGAGGGAGCCAUUGGAGUGCCCGAGUGACAGAACGCAGUCGGAUGAGGAAGAAUUAUGGAUGGGCCCGUGGAACAGCCUUCACAUACCCAUGACCAAACUCUGACUGAUACUGACACCGCUGCGCUCGCUCCUUAUUGCCAAGAUCACUAAAGCGUUCAGACAUCAUUUCUGUUCAUUAUUUGUGGAACUAACAGGGAUCCUCCAGCCCAAUUAAAAGAAAUCUAAUUAACAGACUGGUAAGUAUUCCAAUUAGAGCAUCCCUUCAGCCCAACGGAUCUCAGAGCUGCAAACACCUUCAGAAAACUUGACCUAGACUGAGAGGAUUUGUUAUAUUUCUACUUUGAAGCGAGCUCGAGGAAAAAGUCUAUGAACUUUUUAUGGCCCUUUAAGCGACUGGAGUCUCUGUAUGGAAUUGCACUCGUUUCAUUCAGUAUUACGGCUACUGGUGCGACUCAUCUUGAAUUUGCCUGACACUUUUCAUUGACACAUGAAGUCUUGUAUUGUUCAAACUUGCCUUUUUAUCCUUGUCAAGUAGCUUGGCAAACUUUAUCCAAAUAAAAAAUAAAAAAAACGAUUUCAUCCAUUGA
Xiphias gladius (swordfish) is the source of this 7177-nucleotide messenger RNA. RefSeq names its product protocadherin-15-like. NCBI's taxonomy places the organism in Eukaryota, Metazoa, Chordata, Actinopteri, Istiophoriformes, Xiphiidae. Gene Ontology annotation, molecular function: cadherin binding; calcium ion binding. Bases 1252 to 6693 code for a protein of 1813 amino acids. The transcript has 43 exons. Gene Ontology annotation, biological process: inner ear development; homophilic cell-cell adhesion; sensory perception of sound. The record is from RefSeq and is a predicted model, not a curated record. Gene Ontology annotation, cellular component: plasma membrane; stereocilium; cell-cell junction.